Macrosteles quadrilineatus (aster leafhopper) is the source of this 5515-nucleotide messenger RNA. Its product is annotated as pleckstrin homology-like domain family B member 1. Bases 243 to 3977 code for a protein of 1244 amino acids. The transcript has 21 exons. Gene Ontology annotation, molecular function: protein binding. The record is from RefSeq and is a predicted model, not a curated record. NCBI's taxonomy places the organism in Eukaryota, Metazoa, Arthropoda, Insecta, Hemiptera, Cicadellidae.
AGCGUGUCGUGAGUGCGCGUGUGGAAUACUGCGCGGUCUUCUGCUGUUUCGAGAGUUGUUUACAAUGGUUUGGUUGUGAGAUUUAGUGAUUGAAUUGUUAUAAUUUGUGUUUGUGUUCAUCAUUGUAUGCUCCAGUGAUGAUAGUUCCUGUUCUUCAUUAAAUUCUUGCUAUCGCCAAGGGAUUUUUGGAUUCUAACCAAAGCCGGCUUUUGUCUAAGUUAAAAGUGGAGAAUACCCAUAAGAUGACGGGUGGGGCGGGGGCGGGGGUUGCCGUAGAGGAGGAGGGCAGAGCCCUGAAGGUCCACACGGAGUCUCCUCACCUUGUCAGCCUAGGGGGUGGACGACUCAGCACAGCCGUCACCCUGCAUCCCCUACCUGAAGGCCGGACGACGGUGGGCUCUGCCCCCACGGCGGACAUCGUUGUCCAAGGGACAGGGGUGGAGGCGACGCACUGCUACAUAGACACCCAGGGGGGCGUAGUCACCCUACACCCGGUGGCCGAGAUGACUUCUGUCGACAACCAGAGGAUAUACCAGCCAACCAGAUUGUCUCAGGGCUGCAUGCUGUGUGUGGGCAGAUCGAAUUAUCUGCGGUUUAACCACCCCGCAGAGGCCAGGCUUAUGAAGAGUGGCUUGUCAAACCCCCGGAUAUCCGUGUUACCCCUCGGCUUCUAUCCUGAAGACAGUUUGAUGACGACCUCAUUGGUUGAAGGCAAACCUCCUGCCGUCCCAAGAAGAUCUUGGGAGUCAUGGGACGGUUUUUCAUCAGCCAGCAGUGAAGAGCUUGCCAAGUAUAUCUCUCCUAAGGUGUUUCCUGCUGGAAGUUCAACGGUUAACUCCCCUGCAGCUCUAGUCCUCGGUCCUCGAGCCAACCAGAACAAACUCACAUUGCUGCCUCUCAGGUUGAACGGAGAGUCAGAACCCAAGUUGCAGAAUGGCAACAUCUACCAGAAUGUGUGUGCUUUGCCCAACGGACAGUAUGCGCCCAGAGUGGACUCUCCGAGUGGGAGAAGAGUCCAUUCCCCCUCUCCCCCUCCCCCCUCACCAUCUAAACCCCUCUCCCCCAGAUCCUUCAAUACCCCCAGCCCUGCGUUUGACCGCAACCCCUCCUACCCAUUCCGCAAGUCAGUCUCCAGUCCUGUGCCAAACAGCUGGAGCAGUGACGAUAUCAAUGGAGAGUCGGAGUUGAGGAGGAAACAGGCAGAAACUGAGCGGAUGGUGGAACAAGAAGCUGAGAGAUUGGAAAGACAACGACUAGACGAGAUAUUGCUGAUGUGUGCCGACUACGAGAAACAGGCACAGUGCGAUAAACAGAACAAACCUCAACAGAACAGAAUAAUAACCAACGGUUCUUUACCCAGAGACAAAAGACUGCCCUCACCUAGCUCACCCCACUUUCAUCAGAGUUUUACCUAUGACAAUGAAUCCACACCAACAAAUUCUGAUUUUCGGAAUACAAAUCUAGAAGGAGAGUUUAAACAUAGCCCUGAUGUUCAUCCUCCAUCCAGUCCUCGCACACGCAUCCGCACCAUCGCAGCCAAGGACAUGAGUCGAGAAUAUGCCUUGGAGAUAAUAGAAAACCGACUAGCGAUCCUUAACGACUACGAAACCCUAGGACCACCUCCUCCUCCUCGUAACAGUUCGAGGAACGCCCUCACAUCCCCUCAAAUCAGAGAGAAUAGAACGCAACCAACGUCACCCAAUGAACAAAGAGUCAACUCACCAAAUAAUUUCAAUUUUGACUUCUACAACAACAAAGUCAACGAAAACAACAACAGACCUUACAAACCCUAUUCCAUCGCGGAGGCUAAUGCGUUAUCGAAAUACGAAUUUCUGGGAUUCAAUCCCAGGACGGGUAAGGAAGUAACUCAAAGUUACCAAAGCUUUAAAAAAAGCGACGAGUCGUUGAUGAGCGAAACAAGUAGGACCCGAGACAGUUUGAAGUCCGAGGAGGAAUCAACGUUGAAAGACAAAGAUAAUUCCUCUUGGAGCACUGCAGAUCUGAUCGCCAACUGUAAUGGGGAUACAAUUAAGCGGCAAGAACACAAGAACGGAGAGUGUACUGCAGAACAGCUGUUGAUGCAGUUGGACGCGAUAGUACAGGAGAGUAUGAAGAGUUGUGAGGAGACGGAGGAACGAGAGAAAUUGACACCUAGUCCUAAGUCGAGCGAGAGGGACAGCGGUAUAGCGGAAACAGCGGCUAGAGACAGUGGGAUAGGAGAGAACAGGGACAGCAGGAUCAGGGACAGCAGGGACAGUGGAAAGUUCACCAUGCCUCUACCAGAGUCUUCGGAGAUUCUUGCCUCACUGAGAGCCGAGAGAACACAACUGGUCGCUAAUCUGACAACACUCAAGGCUAAAGUGAUGGAGAUAGAACAACAGGAAGAUGAACUCAUGAGAGAACUGGAGAUCGAGCGUGCCCUGCUUGGUGGGGAGCUUCAGGCUCAGAAUGACAAGUUGAGCGCAGAAGAGCGUAAAGUAGGGUCACUCAAGCGGCGAGUGGAGGACUGUGAGCGGCAGAUGGAGAAGUGUGUGGCUCAUCAGAGUGAGAGGCAAGGUCAGGCUAGACACAGACUGGAGCAGCAGCAACAACUACUGGCUACACUAGAGCAACAGAUGAUGAAAUCAACUGAUGACUCUGAGCUGAGAGAAGAGUUGUUUGAAUCCUGCAAACAACAACAAGAAUUACUAGAAGCUGAACGAAAGUCAUUCGAGGACCUGGAGUUUACUCUGCUAGAGGAAGAAGCAGUGUGGUUGUCCCGGAGAGAGGAACUACAACGUGAGGUCAGCGAUGCAAUGACACGAUGUGCCGAGAGGAGAGAUAAGCUGCACAGUUUACAGAAACAAAGGGAUGAAGCAGUCAGAAACGCAAGCCAGAACACAAAAUCUCUGGAAACACAGCUGGUGGAACUCAUCCACAAAAUUGAUCAUGGGAGAAAGCGACUGAAAGAAAUUGAUCAGCAGCUGCAAAAUCCAAACAAGCAUUCACUCAUGGAUCAUGAGGAGAAGAAGCAAAGCCAGGACGACAUUGAGAGGAUAUCCAGGGUUACCUCUGGAGCUCCAAUAGAGAUGUCUUCCAACUCCCUGGGCCGUCGGACAAUAGCUUCCCUCCAAGAGAUAGAGAGGAACAGGCAGCUGCACCUGGCUAAACAAGGCAGCCUGGUGAUAGAAGAGGAACGCAAACGAGUGUCUGAGUUGAAGAGGAGAGUGCAAGACGAGGCGAGGGCUGAGUACGAGGAGAGGCGAGCCAGGGAGAUCAACUGUCAGUCCCUCAAUAGUGUAGGGAGUGAAGAGUCUGGUCGGACAGAGAGUGCAAGCAGUGAAGAUGCUGAAAAAAGAUUGACAAAUGGGGUGUCAGUUGACAAAGCUGAGGAGUCACAAAAUGAGGAUCCAUCUAAAGAGCCGCAGAACCACAAAGAAGACGAGAGACAUGAGGAGCCCGUGUCUGAGAGUCGGCCGCUCUCUGAUGCCUCCAGCUACAGCGAGGAUCAGCUGACUGUGCGCAUGAGGAAUAAGAGCACCAACAACCUACAGAGGCCGCUGACGAGGUAUCUGCCCAUCCGAGGAGAAUCUCUGGACCUGAGGCAGCACAUUGAGAGCGCUGGACACCAAGUGGAUCUGUGUCCUCACGUGUUGUUGGACAAGACAUCCUGUAGAGGUUUCCUGCACAAGAUGACUUCCAGGUUCCGCAACUGGAACAAACGAUGGUUUGUGUUCGACCGGACACGUCGUACACUCACCUACUACACGGACAGGAGCGAGAAGAAACCCAAGGGAGGUGCUUACUUCCAGGCUAUCGAGGAGGUGUAUGUGGACCACUCUAACGUGAGGUCACCCAAUCCUUCGGUCACGUUCGUCAUCAAGAGCAGUGAGAGGACGUACCACCUGGUCGCCCCUAGUCCUGAGGCUAUGCGUAUCUGGGUGGACGUUAUCUUCACAGGGGCAGAGGGGUAUCAAGAGUUUGCCCACGGGUCGUAGCCAGGGGCACCACCUGUACAACUUUUGACCUUUAUCUCUCGGUCCCAGCCUGGGCGAACUCGUUGAGACAUCGAGUAGAAGAUUCCUGUAUGUCUUCUCUGUAAGGAAUCGUCGUUGGAACCAGUGGUAAACUUCCGGUUAGUGUCUCGGCGGUUUUCAUUAUCCUUUUUGAUUGAGGUAAUUUUGAUUUUGAAUUGUUUAAUUCAAUAAGAAAAAGUAUGCGGAUAUAUAUUUUUGAUUUUUUAUGAUGCCUUGUGAAGAGUAUAUUUUUCUAUUAGCAUUUCAUAGUUUAUUCGAGUAGAUUAUUUUGAGUAUUUAGAUGUUUGGAGAUAAUUUUGAUUUUUAACUAUUAUUAACAAUAAAUUAUACAAUUUUUGGACAUUUUGGUCUGGUAUUUCAGAUUAUACAAGUUACAUUGUUAAAUGAUUCUUAUAAUAAUAUUAUUUGAUGUGUAGUUAUACAUUAAAAUGUAUGUGUAGUUUGACUAUUAAAACUAAUUGUUAAUUUGUUACAGAGCAACAGAUUUUUUAGAAAUUAUCUUUAAUGGUGCAAUUGAGACUGGUAUUAAAAUCCGUCAUCCAAACUAAAUUAGGUAUCAUAACUAAAUUAGGUAAUUUAGGUUUCACUGUACAGAUUUUGUGUUGUUUUGUGCUACAAUUUAUAUGUAGUUAUGUCUACCAAUUAGUUUGUAGACCUUAAUUAAAUUAGUUUCAAAAUCUAUUCCCAAAGAUAGUUAGGUUCAUAGAUUGUUGAUUUAGGUGCAUUAUAUAUUGAUAGAAUACUUUUUAUAGCUUUUGUAAGUGACCCAUUAACCUCAAUAUCAGAGUUUUAUGAUAUACAUACUGAUUGCUUUGUAAAUUGCUAAUUGUGUCGUUAUAAUACUGUACUUUCUAUUAGUUUAUUUGCACUAGUUUUUGUUUUAAACAAUAAACCUUAAUAUCAAUUGAAAAAGGCACUUAAAUUGCCUAGUGCAGUAUAAUUUCAGUUUUAAUUUCAUAAUUUAAAGGAUUACGUAGAUGUAUAUGCAUAGCAUAUGUAUAUGUAUAUGUUAUAAAGAAAAUUUUUGGUGGAUAAACCCUCAAAGUGUUUGCCACCAACAGAAUAAAAGUCUUACAUACUUUUUUUCAUGCAACAAUUGACAGUAAAAACUAUUCUACUAAUGUUUACAAAUACAACAAUGAAAGAAAAGUUAAAUAAAAACAUUUUUUCUCCAGUAAAAGCACAAUUUUGUUACUAUCCAUAAUAAUUUAAACCAUAGUAGUUUUGUAAACAAUUUCCCCUUCUCUGAAAUGUUAUGAACAGUAAUGGUAGGCUAAUAUUAUUUUUACAUUACUCAAUCCAUACAACAUAUUUUUCUUUUAUUAGCACACGCUUGUCCUCAACAGCCAAGUAAAUAUAUAUUUGUACAUUAUGUAUAUGUGUUGUAGCAUGUUAGUUGAAGUUUUUAGAGUAAGACUGAGUGUACAUAAUAUGUUAAACUUCUGUGCCUUCUUGUGCCAAUAUUGAACAUAAAUAAAUAUACAAAGUUAUGCAUAACA